This is a messenger RNA of Emys orbicularis (European pond turtle), 1257 nucleotides long. It is a transcript of the gene CRPPA, whose product is annotated as CDP-L-ribitol pyrophosphorylase A. Gene Ontology annotation, cellular component: cytosol. Lineage: Eukaryota; Metazoa; Chordata; Testudines; Emydidae. Gene Ontology annotation, molecular function: D-ribitol-5-phosphate cytidylyltransferase activity. The transcript has 10 exons. The record is from RefSeq and is a predicted model, not a curated record. Bases 1 to 1257 code for a protein of 418 amino acids. Gene Ontology annotation, biological process: protein O-linked glycosylation via mannose; isoprenoid biosynthetic process.
AUGGAGCCCGGGAAGCUCCUGAGCGGCGAAGCCUCCGUGGCCGCGGUGCUGCCAGCGGGCGGGAGUGGGGAGCGCCUGGGGAGCGCCACCCCGAAGCAGUUUUGCGCCCUGCUGGGCAGGCCGCUCAUCAGCUACACGGUGCGGGCGCUGGAGAGAAUAAACUGGAUAUCCGAUAUUGUUGUGGUGGUGUCUCUAGAGAACAUUGAAACAAUGAAAUCUAUCAUUGAAAAAUAUGGCCACAAACGAAUUACGGUUGUAGAAGGUGGAAUGACUCGCCACCGGUCAAUUUUCAAUGGACUGAAAAUCUUUCCAGAGAGCAAGCUUUCCAGCUGUCCACUCCAGAAACCAGAAGUAGUGAUUAUCCAUGAUGCUGUGAGGCCGUUUGUCGAGGAAGAUAUUCUUCUUAAAGUGGUUUUGGCUGCUAAAGAACAUGGGGCAGCAGGAGCAAUCCGUCCUCUCGUCUCUACUGUUGUUGCUUCCUCUGCAGAUGGUUCCUUAGACCAUUCACUAGAACGUUCCAGGUACAGAGCAAGUGAAAUGCCUCAGGCUUUCGUAUUUGAUAUAAUCUAUCAAGCAUAUCAUCAGUGUAGUGAUUAUGAGCUGGAUUACGGGACAGAAUGUUUGCACUUGGCUCUAAAAUACUGUAAAACGAAUGCCAAACUUAUUGAAGGAUCGCCUGACCUCUGGAAGGUGACCUACAAGCGGGAUCUGUAUGCUGCUGAAUCAAUUAUUAAGGACAAUCUAUCACAACAAGUUUGUGUUACCACUGAUAUGAAAGAAGAUGCUGUGCAGUUAGGUUUUCUCCUUCAUGAAACUCUGAAAAACGAAGUAAAACAGGCUAAAGGUAAAUCAGUGUUUCUAUGUAAAAAUGAUAAUCGUCUACAGAACAUCUUUUUAGGACAAUGCUACAAUUUUAUUUGCAUAAAUGCUAAAAAAUCUGACAUUAAAGAAACCCAGCAAUUAGUGGAUAUACUUGAAAAUGCAAGAAUUUCUGUCUUACAUCCAGUUGUUCUCAUUUCGGUCCAUUUGAAUGUUUCAGAAAAUAUGUCUUUCAGCAGUGGAAUGGAAGAACUGGCUGGGAUAAAGGAAUUUGCAAAGGAAGUGAAAAAGAAACAUAUUUUGGUUUAUGGUCUUCUCAUCCACUACAAUAAGGAUGAUCCGAAGCUUCAGGAGACAAUAAAUUCUGCUGCUGCCAUUAUCUCUGCAUUAAUAAAGGACAGAAACCCAGAGCUGAUUGGCCAGCUGUUGGUAGCAUGA